GUUUACUGAAAUCACGUGACAUGGGCGGUUUGGUACAUAGGUUUGAUAGACGCUUCGAACCACUGAUUUAAAAAAAGAUUCAUUCGGAAGGUUUCGAAGCUUCAUGAAGCAGCGUCUCGAAAGCGCCAGGAAUAACAGAAAUCUGCAAAGACUGUGGAAAAAGAAGUGAUCCAGAGACCUUCAAAAUGAAGCAUGAAGAUACUGAAGAUCAAAGAGACCUGAUGGAAGAGAAUGAGGAGAGUGAAGAACUGAGUGAAGUGGAGGAGAAACAUCAUGAUGUCAAAACUGAAGAAAAAUCUUUGAGUUGCUCACAGAUGGAAAGUAAAUUUGAACUGACAAGAGCCAAUAAAAAUUUUACUUGCUCUCAUUGUAGAAAAAGAUUCUCAUGCAAACAAAGUCUUAAAAAUCACAUGACAAUUCAUACUGGAGAGAAGCCGUACACAUGUGAUCAAUGUGGGAAGAGUUUCAGACAAAAAGGGGGCCUUAAUAGUCACAUGAAAAUCCACACUGGAGAGAAGCCGUACAAAUGUGAUCAGUGUGGAAAGAGUUUCCCAUACAAACCGAAUCUUAAAUGUCACAUGAGUGUUCAUAGUGAAGAGAAGCCGCACACAUGUGAUCAGUGCGGGAAGAGUUUCACACAAAAACAAACCCUUAAGUAUCACAUGAGGAUCCACACUGGAGUGAAGCUGCAUACAUGUGAUCAGUGCGGGAAGAGUUUCCCAUACAAACUGAGUCUUAAAUAUCACAUGAGCGUUCAUAGUGAAGAGAAGCCGCACACAUGUGAUCAGUGCGGGAAGAGUUUCACACAAAAACAAACCCUUAAGGAUCACAUGAGGAUCCACACUGGAGUGAAGCCGCACACAUGUGAUCAGUGUGGGAAGAGUUUCAGAUUGGCAAGUUCUUUUAAAGUACAUCUGCGUUCCCAUUCUGGAGAAAGACCAUUUAACUGUGAUCAAUGCGGUAAAAAAUUUUUUUACGCAAAUUCCCUGAAAAACCACCAGAAAGUUCAUACAAAGGAGAAGCCUUACAUGUGUUCUCUUUGUGGAAAGAGUUUUUCACAGAUGGUUGGUUUAAAAUUACACCAGGAAAGACACAGCGGUGUGAAGAAUCACAUGUGCUUUGAUUGUGGGAAGUCCUUUUUUACAGAUGAUGCACUGAAAAAGCAUCAGAGAAUUCACACUGGAGAAAAACCUUACAAGUGUUCACAAUGUGAAAAGAGAUUUGGUCGCUCAGAAACUCUGAAAAACCAUGAGAUGAUCCAUACUGGAGAGAAGUCAUACACAUGUGAUCAGUGUGGGAAGAGUUUCAGACUAAAAGGACACCUUAAUGUACACAUGAAAAUCCACACUGGAGAGAAGCUGUACACAUGUGAUCAGUGCGGGAAGAGUUUCACACAUGCAAGCUCUUUUAAAUUACAUCUGCGUUCUCACUCUGGAGAAAGACCAUUUAACUGUGAUCACUGUGGUAAAUCAUGUUUUACAGCAUCUUCUCUGAAGGAACACCUGAACAUUCAUUUAAAGGAGAAGCCUUACAUGUGUUCUUUGUGUGGAAAGAGUUUUUCAUGGCAUAGUGUUUUAAAAAAACACCAGAAAAGACACAGUGGUGUGAAGAAUCACAUGUGCUUUGAUUGUGGGAAGACCUUUUUUACAGAUGCUGAACUCAGAAAACACCAGAGAGUUCACAAGAAAACCUUACAAGUGUUUACACAUUGACGAGAGAUUCAGUCAGUCAGAAAAACUGAAACCACAAGAGAGGAUCCACACUGGAGGGAAGCCGUAUCGCAAAAUGUCUGAUUGUUAUAUAUAAUUUUUCUUUAUGAUGUAAAUUGAAUCAUUAUGCUUUAUUAUGAGGUUUAUUGUUGUGUACAUUUCCGAUAAUGCAUAUGUGCCCCUUUUAGUUUAUAUAUAUAUAUAUAUAUCAGUCUUAUUAUAAUCAGGGUCUUUUUAUAUUCGUAACAAUACAAGAUAUCAUAUUGUUACAAAUAUAAGAAAACCCUGAUUAUAAUAUGACUCCCCUCUUUCAAAAAGCUUUUUGUUAAAGAAAAUUAGGCUUUUUGAUGAACAUUUUGAUAAUACUGCAUAUUUUUCAUAUAGUAAUUUUUUGUAUUGGAAGUAUGGUAAAUACUAGUGAAAUGUACCAAUGAUCACAUUUAAAAAUAAAAACUUUUUGGCAUACCAUAAAAUAACCUGUAGCCCAUCUGAAUUAUAUAACAAUUAGGCUAUUCAUUUCAUAUAUGGUGAAAACAUUAGCCUACCAAAAUGUCAUUGAGUAAAAGUGAAAUCUUAUAGUAGUUUUGAAAUCAUGUAUGCGGAAAAGUUUGGUCUCGUCAGCGAGGCACGCAAAAAUGACAGUCACAUGGCUCUUAAGGCCCUUGCACACUAAGAAUGAAAACUGUAAUGAUAUAACGAUAACUAUAUAUUUGCGUCCACACCAACGAACAAUAAUAGUCUGUUUUAUUCUAAGCUCACACGCUGCAGUUUCAAAGUGUGUACAACAUGUUUCUGCUGUUCUUGUUGCAUUUACACAGCUUUAACCAGCAGAUGUCCUCAGCAUGCCUAAUCGAAUGAAUAGCUAGUGUAAUCAAUCUAAUCUAACAGAGAAUUUAGCUGACAAAGUCAAUAUAAUGGAAUAAUUUUCACUGCAACUUCAAAGGAAUCAAGACAGUGUUGUCAAAACUAGCACUGGAUACCUAAGGUAAUUUUAUGUUACACUGUUUGCUAGCCUGGCAUAAUGAUUAUGCAUAAUGCACUUCUCACCAUUUAUUCCGAGGGCAUGAACAGUUGUUUUCCAUAUAUCCAUUUUCUUUAAAGUAUCCUUGAAAAGGGGGUUUGGCUUGUCAAGCAGUGAUGGCUUUUUCUGGACCUUGGCGAUUAACUUCUCUGCAAUUUCCUGCUGGCACACUCGUAUUUUGUGCUAUGUAUUGUUGCGAGUGUAUUGUUGACAUAGAUGUCUAGACCCUGAAUAUAAGACGAGCCCGUAUUUCAGAUGCAUUUCUAAGAAAAAAACAUUGUCUUAUUCUGUUAUAUUCUGAACAAUCCGUAUUACAUGUACAGAAUGUUAAUGUGCUCACAUGUACUUUGGGAAGCUGAAUAAAAAGCUAUAACACUUUUAAGAAA
Messenger RNA from Ctenopharyngodon idella (grass carp), 3116 nucleotides. Its product is annotated as zinc finger protein draculin-like. Gene Ontology annotation, molecular function: RNA polymerase II transcription regulatory region sequence-specific DNA binding; DNA-binding transcription factor activity, RNA polymerase II-specific. The transcript is spliced from 2 exons. NCBI's taxonomy places the organism in Eukaryota, Metazoa, Chordata, Actinopteri, Cypriniformes, Xenocyprididae. Gene Ontology annotation, cellular component: nucleus. The record is from RefSeq and is a predicted model, not a curated record. Gene Ontology annotation, biological process: regulation of transcription by RNA polymerase II. Bases 186 to 1712 code for a protein of 508 amino acids.